This is a messenger RNA of Lottia gigantea (owl limpet), 1199 nucleotides long. RefSeq lists its product as hypothetical. The coding region runs from base 123 to 1190 and encodes 355 amino acids. The transcript is spliced from 5 exons. Lineage: Eukaryota; Metazoa; Mollusca; Gastropoda; Lottiidae. The record is from RefSeq and is a predicted model, not a curated record. Gene Ontology annotation, biological process: box C/D snoRNP assembly; rRNA processing. Gene Ontology annotation, cellular component: cytoplasm; R2TP complex; ribonucleoprotein complex.
GACGCUAAAAAGUGCAAGUAGAGAAGACAAUUUUCGAGAAAAUUAAUUGCCACGAUAAUUAGAGUGCUAUUUUUAACGUUUUUGCUGUAAGUGGAAAAGAAACAAUACACUAGAGUGUUAAGAUGGCAUCAGUUAAUAUGGAUAAAACAGCUUUUAUGAAUCAAGCUCAACAUAUUUGGUCUAUGUUAGAUGACAUGUCUAAGAAUGACCCAGCAGGAUAUAAAAAGUUUAUAGAUCAACAGAUUAAACAAGGUAAAGAGGAGAUGGCCCCACCCAAACCUCACAUGUGUAUUUCUACUAACUUGAAGGUUCCAGAAAAGAUCAAGCUGUACAUCAAUUUUUUUGGUUGGGCUAAAAUUCCUGGUCCUAAAUCUGCUGAAGAUGCUGUACCAGUUAUGGGAAGUUCAAUACAGGAGGAAAAAGAAAAUGGAGGAAAAUAUAAAAUUGUGUCAGUGGCAUUUAAUCCCAAGGUCCUGGAAGAAUUUGGUAGAGAUGCUAAGAACUCUGCAGACCUGGAUACAUUGAUUAAUCUAGCUAUGGACUAUAUUGAUCAACUCAACAAAGUGAAGUGUUCGAGAAGCUACAGCAUUCUGCCUAAAGAUGAUCUCUAUAAGGGAGAUCUCAAAAAACUUCAAAAAAGUUUUAGUGUCAAGUCCGAGCAAAAAGAUAAAGAAUUUAGCGACAAUUUUGAUGAACUGAGUAAAACGUUUGGACCACUGGCAGGCGCUUCCAAGGGUGGUUUAUUUGAACAGUUAGCUAAUAUCGCUGUGGAUGACAACACAGAGAAAACAACAGGCGUCGAGAGCGAGCAGAAAGGACCACAAAUUUUUUUACCCGACACUGUCAAGAAACCGGGUUUGAUUCAAGAAAUCAGCGAGCCAACUCAAGCCAAAAUUCACAAAGAAAUACCAAAAGACGUUACUUCACCAGUGACGCCGAAGUAUGAAGUAGAGAAAUCUUGGAAUGAUAAGAAUCAAGGACAAUGUUGUAUUAGAAUUUAUCUACCUGAUGUAACCAGCGUUGUGGAGUGUGAAUUAGAUAUAUCAGAGGAGGAAUUGGAAUUGGUAGUGCCAGAAAAAUACAAGUUAAAGAUGCAGUUAGUGAAUAAAGUAGAUGAUGAACACUCUACAGCUAAAUUUAUCAAGCAGACCCAUUGUUUAGUAGUUACCAUGCCAAUAUUAAAGAAAUAGCUGCAUUAU